This is a messenger RNA of Myripristis murdjan (pinecone soldierfish), 2183 nucleotides long. It is a transcript of the gene hepacam2, whose product is annotated as HEPACAM family member 2. The transcript has 9 exons. Bases 17 to 1396 code for a protein of 459 amino acids. The record is from RefSeq and is a predicted model, not a curated record. NCBI's taxonomy places the organism in Eukaryota, Metazoa, Chordata, Actinopteri, Holocentriformes, Holocentridae.
CAGAGGAUAACAUGUCAUGGAGGCCUCGGGAAGAACAGCGCUCUACCUGUUCAUCUGCACCGCACUACUGGUCCUAACAGAAGUCAGCUGCGAGUUCAUCCACAUCCCUUCACUGGUGCACCAUGGCAUCGAAGGGAAGUCCCUCUUCCUCCAGGUGGAGACUCAUUUCCAGCUGGAAGAGGCGGAGAUCCAGGGAACUUGGUCUCACACGCAGCUGAGCGGCACCAGAACCACGCUGGUGACCUUUACCAACGACGCCAUCAUCAUGGAGAUGACGUACCGCAACCGUCUCCUCUUCAGGAAGCACAAUCUGUCUUUGCUAAUCCAGAAAUUAGACCAAACCAGCGAGGGGGAUUACCACCUGAAGCUCAACAUAGAGUUCCACAACAAGACAGUUCAUUAUGUUAAAGAGGAGAGGACCGUGCAUGUUACAGUGGAUGUCCCAGUGUCCACUCCGGUCAUCAAAAAGAGCCCGUUGUACACAGUUGUUGAGGACAAGGAGAACGUCACCUGGACUUGUUCUGCUGCGAGAGGCACAAGAGUUGGGUUCCAGUGGCUGAGGAACAAUGUGUCACUUGGGCCCACUGACAGAUACCACUUUUCCCAAGACAACACCACACUGGUAAUCAGUCCAGUCAGGAAAGAAGACAUGGGCGAGUAUAGCUGCGUGGCCAGCAAUCCAGUCAGCCAGGAGCAACACAGCACAGCCAUGGAGCUCAACGUCUACUAUGGCCCCUACAACCUGGCAGUGAACUCAGGCCAGGGCCUGCGGACAGGGGAGGUUUUCACCAUCAACCCAGGAGAGCUGGCCUUCUUUGAGUGCCAGGCUGACUCCAACCCGCCCAACAGCUAUGUCUGGAUCUCCAAGGGCCGCAAUGGCACUCAGGUUAUCACUAAGGGGCCACGACUAGAGGUGGUCUCAUAUAACCUGGCCCAGGCUGAGGACUACCUGUGCCGGGCCUUCAACAACGUAACCCAGAAGCAGGACGAGGCCCAGUUUACCCUGGUGGUGGCCAGCUUGGGGACAGGCAAAGAGAAACACACCCAGGAGAGCAGCUCCCUGUCACCUCUGGCUACCAUCAUUGUCUGCUCUGUGUUUGUGAUUGGCUGUAUGCUGCUGGUCUUAUUUCGCAGAACCUGCCGUCCUAAAAGAGUGCUCAUGAGCAUCUACAACAGACCUCUAACAGAGCAGAAGCGACCACAUCGUUCAGGUCAUGAGGAUGCAACAGAAGACUUUGGUAUAUAUGAGUUUGUUUCCAUACCUGGAAAAAUGGAAUCUGCACAGGCAUCAUGCAGAUCUCUUGCUCGCCUGGAGUCAGUUCAGGACAUGCACACCACGAUCUAUGAUGUGAUCAGACAUGUUCCUGAAACCCCCAGUCACAGUUUGCUGAAGUGACUUCCAGCCACAGGGUUGAGAUGUAACCUAUAAUUACUUCACAGUAGGACUCCUAUGUAGCUUUACCUUGCUGCAGUAACUGUUACCAAAGCCUAAAGCACUUGUUUUGGUGGCUAUGUUUUUUUUUUUCUUGCACAAGGGAUGAAGGAGUCUUAUGUGAGCAUACAAAACUGGUUGUGCACUGUUAUUAUCCAGAGUUUUGGACCAAGGUUGAAUGUCUUUAUUGACAUUAUUGUGAGAUGAAAGUUUAUGUAGUAAGACUAGAGAUUGUUUGAAGUUAAAGUUAUGUUAAAAUUCUGAUGCUUCUAUCUGGAAAAAAAAAAAAAAAAGAUGACAUGUAGAAUGAGACCAAGCUGGUAAUUAGCAAGUGUUCAUACAUUAUUUUGAAUAUGGACAGCAGGGUAUUAAUCCUAUCAUGUUGUCUUAAGGUGCCUGCAAACUGGCACAGUUCUGGUACCUUUUCAAAUAUUGAUUUAAUUUUAGCAUACUAGGGGUUUUAUUUACCCUUUUAGUGCUGUUGGAUUUCAGUCAUAUUUAUUCUAAUGUUCCAAUUUGAGCCUUCCUCAUCAGAAAGCCUGUUUUGCAAGGUGACUAGUGUUAUGAAGAAUGCAUUUUUUACUGCAUGAGAUGCAGUUAAAAAGGUAUUGAUGAACAUCAUACCCAGUGUAAAUAUUGUACAAGAAUUUAUAAUGCAGAUUCUUUAUACAUUUUACAUCAUUCUAUUUCUAUGUUUUGUUUAAACCUUUUACUAUUUAUUCUAUAAAAACAAUUUACCCUCUUUCCAGUU